Mustela erminea (ermine) is the source of this 1539-nucleotide messenger RNA. It is a transcript of the gene CNPY4, whose product is annotated as canopy FGF signaling regulator 4. Gene Ontology annotation, cellular component: endomembrane system. NCBI's taxonomy places the organism in Eukaryota, Metazoa, Chordata, Mammalia, Carnivora, Mustelidae. The record is from RefSeq and is a predicted model, not a curated record. Bases 155 to 895 code for a protein of 246 amino acids. Gene Ontology annotation, molecular function: signaling receptor binding. The transcript is spliced from 6 exons.
GGCCCCACCCACUUCCGGCCCGGAACUGCGCGUGCGCCUCCCAGGCCAAGCUGGAUGGAAAUUCCCGCCGACCCCCUCGGAAUUUAAAGGGCCCGCUGCCUUCCCGAAGUUGGUCUGAAGGCAAGGGCUUGUUGGUUGUGGACAGCACUUGGUCAUGGGACCUGUACGGUUGGGGAUGUUGAUUUUCAUUUUGGCUGUGUAUGGCGCUUGGGUUGCGACGCCGAAGGAGGAAGACGAUGACACAGAACGCUUGCCCAGCAAAUGUGAAGUGUGUAAGUUGCUGAGCCUGGAGCUGCAGGAAAAGCUGAGUCGCACUGGCCGAUCUCGGGAGGUGCUGGAGCUGGGGCAGGUGCUAGACACUGGCAAGAGAAAGAGGCACAUCCCCUACAGUGUUUCAGAGACAAGGCUGGAAGAGGCCUUGGAGAAUUUGUGUGACAGGAUCCUGGAUUACAGUGUUCAUGCCGAGCGCAAGGGCUCACUGAGAUAUGCCAAGGGUCAGAGUCAGACCAUGGCAACGCUGAAAGGUCUGGUGCAGAAGGGGGUGAAGGUGGAUCUGGGGAUCCCUCUGGAGCUGUGGGACGAGCCCAGCGUGGAAGUCACGUUCCUCAAGAAGCAGUGUGAGACAAUGCUGGAGGAGUUCGAAGAUGUCGUGGGAGACUGGUACUUCCAUCAUCAGGAACAGCCUUUACAGCAUUUUCUCUGUGAAGGUCAUGUGCUCCCCCCUGCUGAAACUGCGUGUCUACAGGAAACUUGGACUGGAAAGGAAAAGAUCACGGAUGGGCAAGAGAAGACAGAAGGGGAGGAGGAACACGAUCAGGAGGAGGAAGAAGAGGAAGAGGAGGAAGAGAGGAUCAACACACCAGGGCACUCCAAGCAUGACCCUGAGGAUCUUUGACUCUUGCCUUUGAGCCCCCAGGAGGGGCAGGAGUCAUGGAGAAGAACCCUCUGAAAUCUGAGCUCUCCUUGCUUCACAUAAGGGCAUGUGUGUAUGUGUGAGUGAUCCCACCCCGGAGCUUGUAGCUGUUCUCACCUGUCUGGUCUCAGGUAGGAUCCUGGUGGUGCAGCAUAGCAAGGCUGUGGGGACAAAAGCAGGUGCAGGAGGCAGAAGGCCUGCUCCAACAGAUGAGUCCUCUGCCUGCCAUCUAGCCCCUUAACUGGCAGGUGUGUGUGUGUGUGGUGACAAUGCUGAAGGCUUUCCCCUUUAAAUCUCUCUACUACUUCCCACCCCACCCAGAGGUCAGUGAAGCCACUGGAGCUAUGGGUCUAAGGCGAAAGGCACUUUGUCCUUCGGGUCCGUUUUUAGAUCCCUACAAGAAGAAGCCAGCUUGGAUAUUCUCUACGACCUAUACCCACUGCCUGCGUCAAGGCUACAACCCAAGAAACUGAACAAAAAAGGGGACACUAUGAAGAUGGGGCGAUGUUGUUAAGUUAGGUGGGGUAGAUAUUUGGUCUACUUCAUACAGAUUUAACCGAGGGCCCACCAUGUAAUUUCACAGGUGCCAAAUUUUCUACAUCGCUAGUAAAUUUUUUAAAAUAUCA